CCUGAUGGUGGUCAGACUGUAUCAGUUCCGUCUGGAGUCUUGUUUGGUAGAGUCGCAGUGCAGCAUGAGAAAGUUCUUCCUAGUUUUAACGCUGGCGCUGGCGCUAGCUAGUGCCGAAACGACCGAGGACAAGGAAGAUGCGGUUCCGGAAGAGAUCGUCGAGGAGAUCAAGGCGAGCGACGAAAUCCCUGAAAAUGAUGAUGGUGGUCUGCGCAACUACGAAUACUACAAUACAGUUCACGGACCACAUCGAGGUAACUCCCACGGUGAUUACCGUCCACCAAACUUCGCUCCGUCCAAUAUCGGUUACGGAGGUGGUGGCUACGACGGCGGUUACGGCGGCGGCGGCGGCUAUGGAGGCUCGUACCCUAGCCAUCCUGCACAACCAUCAGAGUCAGAGUACGACUUCCCAAAACCGAAUCCUCCGCCGAGUUGCAACUGCAAGGACAUCGUCGACCAAAUCGACGAUCUGGAUGAGAAGAUCAUCAAGUCACUGCUAGAUUUGGAAAUUAAGGCCGAUGGCAUCCAGAGAGACGUUGGAGAAAUCCACAAAGAGACGGAAUCGGUUGCAUUCGUGUCAUCCCAAACACAGCUGAUCGCAAAUGCUGUCGACAAUCAACUAAAUAUCGUUCGCCAGAAUCUUACCAUCAUUAAGUCUGAUGUCGAAGAAUUGACUCAGUUCCAGCAAAACAUCCCUGAUAGAACUUAUCUGACCGAGGCUCUGUUCGGACUGAAGUGCAGCUAUGCACGCAAGAGCAAGCCGCUGGAUGACAGGAUCUACUCUUCUUGUGAGGAUCCUAACAUCAAGAAAACGGGCACCUACUGGAUUAAGGCCAACUUCUACAAGCCGGUAAAAGUGAUCUGCAUGCUGGACUAUGGCGGCCGAUGGAUGGUCAUUCAGAACCGUUUCGAUGGUAGCGUUGACUUCUACCGUCCAUGGAGGGAGUACAAGUAUGGAUUCGGAAACAACGACGGUGGGGAGUACUGGCUUGGACUGGACCGUAUUUACCAGUUCACCAAGAACGGUGGUGCCCAGCUUAUGAUUAUGUUGGAGGACUUUGAGAAGAACGUUACCUACGCCCAGUACGAUCUGUUCUCAAUCUCCGAUGAGAACGAUCAGUACAGGAUCCUGAAGCUGAAGGGCUUCCUCGGCGGUGCUGGCAACUCGUUUGAGGCUGAGGGCAUGCGCUUCUCCACCUUCGACUACGACAAUGACAAGUUCGAUCAGAACUGUGCUGCCCAUACUCACGGUGCCUGGUGGUACAAAUCUUGCGGGGACAGCAACCUUAACGGUCUGUACCUGAACGGACCUACGCUAGAGAAGACCGGUAUCUACUGGAAUUCGUUCCGCGGAUACAACUACAGUUUGAAGAAGACCCGAAUGAUGCUCCGACAAAUUGGUGGUGGAACGGGCUACUGAACGCGGCAAACUUGACUUUUUAGCUAUAGUGAAUAACAAGCAAACACAAAUCGUUCAAUAAAGUUUGACACGUUUUUGGACAAA
This is a messenger RNA of Anopheles merus, 1504 nucleotides long. RefSeq names its product fibrinogen-like protein 1. The transcript is spliced from 3 exons. NCBI's taxonomy places the organism in Eukaryota, Metazoa, Arthropoda, Insecta, Diptera, Culicidae. Bases 5 to 1420 code for a protein of 471 amino acids. The record is from RefSeq and is a predicted model, not a curated record.